Messenger RNA from Mangifera indica (mango), 1618 nucleotides. Its product is annotated as polygalacturonase-like. The record is from RefSeq and is a predicted model, not a curated record. Lineage: Eukaryota; Viridiplantae; Streptophyta; Magnoliopsida; Sapindales; Anacardiaceae. Gene Ontology annotation, biological process: anther dehiscence; pectin catabolic process; fruit dehiscence. The transcript has 9 exons. Gene Ontology annotation, molecular function: polygalacturonase activity. Bases 71 to 1390 code for a protein of 439 amino acids.
UCUUUCUUUCAGCUGCCUUAGCGUUUCUUUGUUCAUUUUCUCCUUUUAAAGAGUAAUUAGAAGAAAAAAAAUGGCUUCCCAACGGCAAUAUUGUCUAACACUUUUGUUCAUUUUAAUAACCUCUCUUGUCUCCUGCUGUUUUAGUAGUUAUCAGGAUGAACCUUCUGUUAGCAAUGGCUUUCAUAUUCAUGAAGAUAGUUAUAAUCCCAACUCUGAGACGAAUGAUCGAAUUCUCAGGAGGCUUGCUCAGGCAAAUGUUCCUGCUACUUCACCGGAGAUUGUAAAUGUUGACGAUUUUGGAGCUAAAGCUGAUGGAACAGACGAUUCUCAGGCUUUUUUGCAAGCUUGGAAGCAGACUUGUUCUUCUGAAAGUGAAGCCGUUUUAAUUAUCCCCAAGAACAAAAUUUAUCAUCUCAAGCCAGUUACAUUUUCGGGUCCCUGCAAAUCCGGUGUUACAAUGAAGAUUUAUGGAACAAUAAAAGCAACAGUUCAUCGAUCGGACUACGCAAAAGAUCCAAGACAUUGGAUUAUUUUCGACGGUGUGAAUGAUUUCAUAGUAGAAGGUGGUGGCACCAUCAAUGGCAAUGGCAAAAUAUGGUGGAGAAAUUCAUGCAAAGUCAACAAAAGCCUUCCCUGCAAGGAUGCCCCAACGGCUGUAACUUUCUACAACUGCAAUAAUCUGAGAGUGGCAAGCUUGAGGUUAAAAAAUUCUCAGAAAAUGCAUCUCUCCUUUCAGAAAUGUGUGAAUGUGAAAGCUUUGAAUCUGAAAGUGAUUGCUCCAGGGCACAGUCCCAAUACUGAUGGCAUUCAUGUCACUGAAACAAAAAAUAUUCAGAUUAAAGACUGUGUCAUUAGAACUGGUGAUGACUGUAUAUCGAUAGUAAGUGGGUCGAAAAAUGUUCGAGCAACGGGUAUAAUUUGUGGACCAGGUCAUGGAAUCAGCAUAGGAAGUUUAGGAGCUGGACAUUCAGAAGCUGCGGUUUCAAAUGUGGUAGUGGAUGGAGCAAGACUUACAGGAACCACCAACGGAGUUAGAAUUAAGACCUGGCAGGGAGGAUCUGGAUACGCCAAGAGCAUAAUUUUUCAAAAUAUCGCAAUGAACAAUGUGAGCAAUCCGAUAAUAAUUGAUCAAUACUACUGUGAUCAAGAAGAACCCUGCGAAGAACAGGCAUCAGCUGUGCAAAUAAGCAAUGUUUUGUACAAGAACAUCAAAGGGACUAGUGCUUCAGAAGUUGCUAUUAAAUUUGACUGCAGCAAGAGCUCGGCUUGUCAAGGGAUAUUACUGCAAGAUGUUGUUCUUGGAAGCCAUGAAAAGGAUGAGACUGCCAAGGCUUCGUGUUUAAAUGUUGAACUGAAGAAGAGAGGGAGUUUACGGCCUCGUUGUUCUUGAAGGAAGAACAAAGUAAAUUAAUUAGCUAGUAAUUAAGUACCAGAAUUUGCAUAGUAAUAAACAUCUAGAUUAGUGAUGAUUAUGUGUUUUGUAAAUACCAAAAUAACAUAAUCACAUACAUUAAGGUACUAUUGUAGUUUUUAUUUAAUUAGUGUAAAUAGUUAAUUUACAAGAAAAAAUCUCUUCUUUUACCUGUUAGAAAAAUAAUAAAAUAUUUAUUAUAUGUCA